UCUCCGAAAUAUUUCGUAGUUGAACGAUCCCAAACAAGACAAGAGGAUAAUUUCUAAGAGAGUUGUAAUAAAUAUACAUAUGUACCAACUACAAAAAAUAUUGCUAAAAGUUUAGUAAAGACAAAUUGGUUGCGACAAAUCUAACGCAUUAUUAACGAUUGGAAAUCUAUACGUUCCAAAACUUCCGUAAAUUUGAGUCUAAAUAGAUGGAUAAUAAGUCAGUGACAAAAUCCGAAGGUACCACGGGCUCCAAAAUGUUAGAAAUAAAGGCCAAUCAUCACGCCACGCAUGAUCCAGACGAUAAAGUGAAAUGCCAGGUUGGCGGGAAAAUUUUAAAUCCACGUGGAUUAUCUUCCCACGUGUCGAGACUUCACACUCACCGGAAAAGCCCAAGCUGUGACAUUUGCCAUCGGGUAUUCUUCGAACCCAGAAACUUCCGAAGGCACAUUGCAGUUAUCCACGGCACGAGUGAGCGACCUCGUUUCCCAUGCACGUUCCUAGGCAGUGAGAAAACCUACCAAAACAAGAGACAAAUUUCGCACCACGUGAAAACUGAACACGCCGAGAAUCCGGUUCGAUUUCCUUGCACACUUUGCGGAAAUGAAUUUAAAACAAGAGGUAACCUUAGCAGACACAUUCUCACGCACACAACGGAGAAGCCGUACAAUUGUGCCACUUGUGCGAGGAGUUUCGCCCGGAGAUCGCACGUGAAAAGUCACGAGAUGACGCAUUUGGAGAAAUCUACCCGAGCCAGGUCAAAGUGUCACGUCUGUCCUCAGACCUUCUUACGUAGAGCUGAUCUUCUACGCCACAUUCGAGUUGUGCAUGAAAAUCAGAGGAAUUUUCCGUGCCUAUUUUGUGACAAGAUUUUCGCGAGAACAUCGCAAGUAAAGGGUUACGUGGAGGCGGUACACCCUGCGAAAAAGGAGAAGACUCAUUCCUGCGACAAAUGUGAGUACAAGACUCACACGAAAGCUAAUUUAACUCUGCACGUGAGACGUCACAAUGUUGCGAAUUGGCGAGAGUGUUACUUUUGCAAGAAACAGUUUGCCAGGUUCCAAGGAUUGGUCACACAUUACAGUCGAAUUCAUUGCCUUGAGAUAUAAAGGAGCGUUUCGUUUUCCGUAUUAUUUUAUUCUCGGUUUAUUUUAUUGUAGUAAUUUUCAUGCUCGAGUGAUGUACAAAGUACAAGUGUGUUUUUUAGACUCGGUUUGAUUAUUACUUUUACACUAUUAAUCGCAAUUCUUCUCAAGUUACCUGCUUACUAUGUAUGAGAAUAAAAACUAAAUGUGUAUUAUGCAA
Messenger RNA from Folsomia candida, 1302 nucleotides. RefSeq names its product zinc finger protein 888-like. Bases 207 to 1106 code for a protein of 299 amino acids. The transcript is spliced from 3 exons. Gene Ontology annotation, cellular component: nucleus. Lineage: Eukaryota; Metazoa; Arthropoda; Collembola; Entomobryomorpha; Isotomidae. Gene Ontology annotation, molecular function: DNA-binding transcription factor activity, RNA polymerase II-specific; RNA polymerase II transcription regulatory region sequence-specific DNA binding. The record is from RefSeq and is a predicted model, not a curated record. Gene Ontology annotation, biological process: regulation of transcription by RNA polymerase II.